AUGUCGUUCUCUAUCCGCCUACUGCUCAUCAGCAUUUUCUUCACCUUUGCGACUCACGUCCUGGCGCAGACUGCGUCUUCGGGUGCACCUACCCAGCCGUCUACCCCUCCGAUUACAAGCAGUAGACCACCGCGCGGAAACGGAACGAGCCCGACAUCACCGCCAGAAGUAAGGCCCACUGGAUCGACAGCACCUGAUGUCUAUCUUUCCGUCCCGGAACUGCACGUCGGGCGAAUCGAACUCGGAGUCGAAAAGCUGCGAGCGGAUCUCAAUCUCAACGCCAAAGUCGCAGGUCUUGUCCAAGUCAAUGCCGGAGUCCAGGUUUCUAUCCAGAAGGUCAACAUUACGAUUUCCGACGUGGAUGUCAAUCUCGAGCUGAUCGUGCGACUGGGCAACCUAGUCGAGAUUGUCGAGCGCGUGUUCGAUUCUUUGGACUUGAACCCUCUGUUGAUAGGCUUGAUUGGUAACGUGACCAACUUGGUCGGCGAGGUCAUUGGCGCAGUAGAUGGACUUCUUGGGUCCAUUACGCAGAACGGCAAGACGCUGAACUUCCUGGUCGAUAACUUGGGCAACAUCGUCCAAGAGGUGCUUGGCGGUGCCGGCGGCGCCCUUUCGCAGAUCGUUGGUAACUUCAAGCUGAACAUGACGGAAAUCGUUGGAAGCACGAAGCAAAUCGGUCAAGGCCUCACGCAGAAGACCUUCUCAUACGAGCCAUUGAACGCGCUUGUUGACAUUGUGACCAACACAGCCGGCCAAGUUGUCUCAGCAGUCGUUCAGAAGAAGAAAGGUAGCGGCGGAGGUGCUUCGCCCUCGGCUACUCCUUCAGCGACACCCAUGCCAGUCAGUCUGCCCGUCAGCUCGGCGAGU
Molecule: messenger RNA, 867 nt
Organism: Cucurbitaria berberidis CBS 394.84
Lineage: Eukaryota; Fungi; Ascomycota; Dothideomycetes; Pleosporales; Cucurbitariaceae
Exons: 4
Source: RefSeq, a predicted model, not a curated record